This is a messenger RNA of Trichomycterus rosablanca, 1398 nucleotides long. It is a transcript of the gene bpnt1, whose product is annotated as bisphosphate nucleotidase 1. Lineage: Eukaryota; Metazoa; Chordata; Actinopteri; Siluriformes; Trichomycteridae. The transcript has 9 exons. The coding region runs from base 146 to 1075 and encodes 309 amino acids. The record is from RefSeq and is a predicted model, not a curated record. Gene Ontology annotation, biological process: phosphatidylinositol phosphate biosynthetic process. Gene Ontology annotation, molecular function: 3'(2'),5'-bisphosphate nucleotidase activity.
ACAAGGGCGGGUUUGUCUGAAUACGGGUAGGGUGAAGAUUGUGGAAACGCCUGUUUUCAGGCAAGACCGUGUAGUUCAGUGUAAAGCUGAUCCAGCACUCUGAACCCUGAGCUUUGCUGGGACUGUGAGCACUUUGUGGGCAGCGAUGGCUGGCAGUACGACGGUGGUGAUGCGGCUCUUGGCUUCGGCCUACACCGUUGCUGAAAAGGCUGGAACAAUUGUACGGAAUGUCCUGCAAAAAGGAGACCUGGGAAUUAUAGAGAAGACGGGUGCGAACGACGUGCAGACGCUGGCCGACCGGCUCGUACAGAUGAGUAUAUGUGCUUCACUGUCCAAGAGUUUCCCCAGAAUCACCAUCAUUGGUGAGGAGGAUCUACCAGCUGAACCCGUAGACAAGGACUUGAUUGAGACCAGCCAACACGACGUGAUCUUACAAAAGCCGUGCCCGGAUGAGUACAGCGGGCUGAAGGAGGAGGAGUUGGUGGUGUGGGUGGAUCCUCUAGAUGGCACCAAAGAAUACACUGAAGGGCUGCUGGAUCAUGUGACCGUGCUAAUAGGUAUCGCUUAUAAAGGGAAGGCCAUCGCUGGAGUGAUCAAUCAGCCCUUCUACAACUACCAGGCCGGCGCCGGGGCCCCUCUGGGCCGGACGCUGUGGGGAAUGCUGGGCGUGGGGGCCUUCGGGUUCCAGCUGCAGGACGUGCCGGAGGGGAAGCGCAUCGUCACCACGACUCGCUCUCACAGCAACAAACUGGUCACGGACGCGGUGCAGGCCAUGGAGCCUCAUGAUGUCAUCAGAGUGGGCGGAGCUGGAAAUAAGAUCAUCCAGCUGGUGGAGGGAAAAGCCUCGGCGUACGUGUUCGCCAGUCCGGGCUGUAAGAAAUGGGACACUUGUGCACCCGAGGCUAUUCUGCAUGCAGUCGGAGGAAAGUUGACGGACAUGCACGGGAACACGUACCGCUACGAUGCUGAUGUGAAGCACAUGAACUCGGCCGGUGUGUUAGCAACACUGAAGGAUCAUCAGUUCUACACCAGCCGUGUUCCUCAGUCCGUCCUGCAGGCCCUGAAGUCUGACUGACCUGAACCGGCUCCGAACCCCCUCCGAACCAGAUUCAGACCAUCAGAACCGGCUCCGGACCCUCAGAACCAGAUUCAGACCAUCAGAACCGGCUCCGGACCCUCUGAACCUGAUUCAGACUAUCAGAACCGAGCCUGUGUGCCUUUAGAUUACAGUCAGUACAGUCCUCGCACCUGAAGUCGUGACUGACUGUGCUUUCAUCCAGAAAGAGGAAAUAGAUCUGAGAUAAUGACAACUCUAACACAUCUGUAACACAUCUGUAACACAUUUGUAUGUUGUUUUUAGCUGCUGAAAUGUCCGGCUGUAUUAAAUGAUUUUGUUUA